GUCGAGCAGGCCUGCGACUCGUGCAGAAAACGCAAGCUCCGGUGCUCCAAGCAGUUCCCCCGGUGCCUGAAAUGCAUCCAGCACAACUGGUGUUGCACGUACUCGCCGCGGACCGUGCGCUCGCCGCUCACCAGGGCCCACUUGACGGAGGUGGAGAACAAG
Messenger RNA from Metschnikowia bicuspidata var. bicuspidata NRRL YB-4993, 162 nucleotides. It is a transcript of the gene GAL4, whose product is annotated as galactose-responsive transcription factor. Gene Ontology annotation, biological process: positive regulation of transcription from RNA polymerase II promoter by galactose. Gene Ontology annotation, molecular function: RNA polymerase II cis-regulatory region sequence-specific DNA binding; DNA-binding transcription factor activity, RNA polymerase II-specific; zinc ion binding. The transcript has a single exon. Gene Ontology annotation, cellular component: nucleus. NCBI's taxonomy places the organism in Eukaryota, Fungi, Ascomycota, Pichiomycetes, Serinales, Metschnikowiaceae. The record is from RefSeq and is a predicted model, not a curated record. The annotation marks the transcript as partial.